Molecule: messenger RNA, 306 nt
Organism: Geodia barretti
Lineage: Eukaryota; Metazoa; Porifera; Demospongiae; Tetractinellida; Geodiidae
Source: the annotation of a GenBank genome assembly
CCACGCCAGUCCGGUCCCCCUUCUCCUGUCCGUGUUCCAGGAUGGUCCUGAUCAGAUCCAGAAUGACGCAGGCCAUUACUGUGGCAACAGGGGCCAACCUUGGAGUCAUACAGUGGACAACGAGGAGAGCACAACAUCAGAAACAGACAGAAAAUGUGUGCAAUGGAGACGACUACUAGGCUGACCAGCUGUAGUCUCCAUCUUGUCAGGAGGAGAGGAGACGACAUUAGCCAGAGACGACACGUUUUCUCCCACCUCCAUACUGUCUAGCAACCACCUGGCAACUGAGAGAGAGAAAAGGGAGGG